CAUUCAAGGGUCUAAAACCGAACCGAAAUAAAAUCGAAUCGAAACCGAACCGUUUUAAACCGAACCGGCUAAUGUUAAACCGAAUGGUUUAAUUUUUUCAAAACCGAAAAACCGAAAAAACCGAACCGAAAACCGAAAUGCCCACGGCCCACCCCUACUAGCAGCCACAUAACAACAUCCAAAAGCAGCUUUCAGACAAGAGAAAAAAAAGUGGGAGAGAGAGACGCAGAGAGGUCACUGAACCAAGCCCCGCUUGCCGCUGAGCCAAUUGGGCUCGUAGCCAUCUCUCUGUCACAAUGCCAAUCACCACCGUCGUCGUCACCACCGGACGGAGACUUGCCGGAGUGCUGGCCGAUCGCGAAAACCUGCUGUCGCCGGCCACAGCCAGAGCCUGGCGUUGCCGCUUCCUCCAUCGGCCCAAGCGCAAAGCGAUCGCGAGCCACCGCCUUCUGCCGCCGAGCAACGCCACCGUUUCCAUCGCUUAUCGUCGAAUCAAGGCGCGGCUGCACAAAAUCGCCGGAACAGAUCCGAAGAGGGGAAUCGAAGAGUAAUCUUUUUGAACACCCAAAAUUUGGAGCUAAAGAAAAUUAAGAAACGAAAAUAGAACGGAAAAUGUUCGGAAACAACAGCCAAUUCGACUCCUUCGCCGCUUUCUCUGGCGGCGGCUUUGUCCCAUCUCAGUCCACUCAAGGCCCAGACGCAUCCCUUUCCUCGGCCAAGAGUCGCGACCAGACGCCUCUGCUUCCACUAACAAUGAAGCAGAUAAGCCAAGCAGUUCAAUCGAGCAACGAUAAGUCUAGUUUCCUGAUUGAUGGCAUUGAUGUCAGCAAUGUGAGAGUGGUGGGGAUGGCAUUCAAGAAAGCUGAGAGGGUCACUGAUGUAUCGUUUGUGAUUGACGAUGGCACCGGUCGCAUCGAAUGCAAUAGAUGGCUGAAUGAUUCUGUUGACAACAAUGAAGUAGCAGGAGUAUUGGAUGGGAUGUAUGUUGUUGUUCAUGGGCACUUGAAAAGCUUUCAGGGUAAAAUGCAGAUAAUGAGCUUUGCUAUAAGGCCCGUGACUGACUAUAAUAUGAUUGCAAACCACUUUCUUGAGUGUAUUUAUGUCCAUCACUGCAAUGCCAAGCCAAAGAUACAAAGUAGCCUUUCUACCCAGAAUCCAACUGAAGGGCAGUCCCAGGUCAACACUCAAUCAAAUGGAUAUAAUUCUACCUCCACAGUUCAAUUCUCUGGACAGAAGUGUAUGGAUGGGCUCAAGGGCAUUGAAAAAAUGGUGAUGGAUUAUUUGCAUCAGCCUUCAUCAAUUGCGCAGGAAAAGGGAAUGCACAGGAAUGAGAUCGCUCAACAGCUUAAAGUUCCAUUGGAGAAGAUCUUGGAAGCAAUUGAGUCACUUGAAGCAGAAGGUCUGGUUUACUCAACCAUUGACGAGUGCCACUAUAAGUCUACUAGUGCUUGAAGCUCAAUAUGAGCAUAGAUAUUGGAUAGCCAAGUUUGUUAAGUAUGGAGUGGCAGAACUAGUGUAAUGUUUACUAGGUUAAUCCUAUUUAAGAGUAUUCCCCAUUUUAUGUUGAUGAGACAAGUGAGUUUGCUUUACUACAUAUAUGUUAAAGAAAGUUUAGAGUGAUAUCCAAUUUUAUCAGUAAAUAAAAUUUAUAUAUUUAGUAGUUA
Messenger RNA from Ipomoea triloba (trilobed morning glory), 1664 nucleotides. RefSeq names its product replication protein A 32 kDa subunit A-like. Lineage: Eukaryota; Viridiplantae; Streptophyta; Magnoliopsida; Solanales; Convolvulaceae. Gene Ontology annotation, molecular function: DNA binding. The transcript is spliced from 11 exons. Bases 613 to 1452 code for a protein of 279 amino acids. Gene Ontology annotation, cellular component: chromosome, telomeric region; nucleus; DNA replication factor A complex. The record is from RefSeq and is a predicted model, not a curated record. Gene Ontology annotation, biological process: nucleotide-excision repair; DNA replication; double-strand break repair via homologous recombination.